ACUCUAUCUCACGUGGCGCAGCUUGGCGUCGACGCCAGUAAGGCGCUGUGCGGCGUUGCCAGUCCGAACGGCCCGCUGUCCUUGUGUUGGCAGCGCCGCCACACUUCUGGCGGUGUGGCGGCACUUCCAAGUAACUUCACGCGUACUAAAGCAUAGCUAUCUCAUUCGCCCAUUCGGCCGCCAGCAGCGAUGCCAGUCGCCCGUCCUGUCUGCAUUUUAUUCUUGUACUAAAAUUUAAAAUGACCUUCGACACCGAAAGAUUUAUAUCCGAAAUUGAAAAUAGGCCUGCUAUCUGGGAUACAUCAUCAGAUGAAUAUUCAAACCGCCAUUUGAAGAAAAAAAGCUGGGAAGAAGUUGUACAAAUAUUUAAAGAAAAAGACGGCAUGACUAAACAGGAAAAGAAAUAUAUGGGAGAUGUAUUACAAAAAAAGUGGAAAAGUAUUCGUGGUUGCUUUAUGAGGGAAAUUGCAAGACAAAAGGCGUUAAGGUCAGGAAAUGGCGUUGGACCCCGUAAAAGCGAAUACAUAUAUUUUAAACAACUGAAGUUUUUAAAAAAAGUAAUGGUCACAAGACAAUCCACACAUACAUCUGAAUUUGAAGAAGAUAAUUCUCAAAACGAUUUGGAUUCUGAUCAAUCUAGACAAAAAGAUGAGAACAAAGGAAUUAAUUCUGAGCCUGGAAAUGAUCCACUUCAAGAGUUUUUAUAUAAACCAUUAGAACAACGGGAGAGUUAUGACUUUGUAGAACAAGAUGAGGAUAAGAUGUUUCUAUUGUCACUUGUGUCCACACUUAAAAAAGUACCAGAACAUAAAAAGAUAGCGACAAAAAUAAGAAUGAUGUCGUUACUUGAUGAAGCAACGCAGACAACUUCGCAUACUUAUUAUGAAUAGUCACAAAAACAACAAUCCGUCUUAACUUUUGUAUAACUACCAUUAUGAUUAGUUAACUAGUCAUGGAGCUACCGUCUACAAUCUCCAAAAGAUUACUAUUCGGCAUUACUUUUA
Messenger RNA from Papilio xuthus (Asian swallowtail), 1004 nucleotides. RefSeq lists its product as uncharacterized. Gene Ontology annotation, molecular function: DNA binding. Gene Ontology annotation, cellular component: transcription regulator complex; nucleus. The record is from RefSeq and is a predicted model, not a curated record. Lineage: Eukaryota; Metazoa; Arthropoda; Insecta; Lepidoptera; Papilionidae. Gene Ontology annotation, biological process: regulation of transcription by RNA polymerase II. The coding region runs from base 240 to 890 and encodes 216 amino acids. The transcript is spliced from 2 exons.